GCUGGAUCAACACAGAAGAAUCAAUUUUGUUCUAGAUGAAUAUACGAAAGCUACAAGAUGACGAGAUCAGUAUGUUGAGAAAACCACGGUCACAACUGAGAUCCGAGUCAGAGUCUACGAGGGCCAGAACGGACGUGAAGGAUCUAAGUCUCUUGAUCGACUUCGACUAUUACGUGACACUAAGGACACCAGAGCUCGCCUUUGCCAAUAUUAUUUGUGCCCCAUGUCACGCAAGCAACCCUUGAUUUUUCUUUAAACCAUAGCAGAGCAUCACAAAACGUAUGAUUGAUGCAUUCUUUCCUCCACGUUGACCACACGACACACUUUUUUAUACAUGCUAUUCUCCUCCAGGGCGAAAUAGGGUGGGGUGUGCUAAAUGAUACAGUUAUUUUUGCUCAGUUAGUUUUAACUGACCCAAUACCGCUGCAAUGCCCUUUGCCGCUUACCUCCAUAUCAUCGAGUCGCCACCAGUAACCCUGCAUAGUCACAAGUUAACCUGCAAAACUAUUGCACUGUCUUUGGCUAAUUAGUCUAAUGAAUCUUUGAUGGCAAAAUUCGUCGCCGAUCAUGUUUUUUUAUUCAAUUAAUUUGCUCCUCUCCAUCUCUGAUAUGAACAUUGACUACUCCAUGACAUGUUCGGUUCUGCAGUGAAGCUCGGGCAGUUGUCUGACUACCUGGACAGCAAUCAGGAGUGCAUCCAGCCCUUGUUGUCGGGUGGAAAGAUCAAGAAUGAGAAGCAGGAUGGCCGUGUCUACGACCUGUCGAGGGGCAUGUCCACCGAGCGGCCGGACCUCAUCAAAAAAGCAAAAGCGGAGAGCAUAACGAAGCGCGGAUCAACUUCCGGUACGGGUGGAAGUGGAGCAGAUAAUGCGAACCAAGCAGGAACUACUGCCGCGCCUUUGACAAAAAAGGAGAAAGCGGUGGUAGCGCUUAGUGACUGUUUAGCCUGCUCAGGAUGUGUAACAUCUGCGGAGGCGGUGCUGCUCGAGACGCAGAGCUUUGAUCAAUUCCUGAAGGUACUGAAUGGCGGGACUUGCGCAGCGCACGGGCUUAGCGCAACUGAUAUCGAUGAACUUCUGUUUGGUGCUCAGGUAAGACCAUCAUCCGUUCAGCCAAGAGAUGCAUUGCUGCCAAAGGAAAACGCAUCGACUCCUACCUCCCGACAAGAGGUUGUGUCUGAGUCUGCGGCGUGCGGUUUGGGCCUUCUCUCGUCAUGGCAGUACCUUUCAUUAUUCGACGCCGAACAGAUUGCACAAGAGCAUCGAGGUACGGAUUCGCUGUCUUCAACAGCUGCCCACCAUCUUCAUAGGCCUGCGUCAAGACCGAACCUUCGGCAUGGUCAGAAGGAUUUAGUCGUUAUGUCAGUAUCGCCUGAAUCGUUGGUGAACCUGCAUUUACGCUGGAAUCCAGAUGGACUGCCAAUAGAGACCCUAGGGAAAUUGCAGAGGUUGCUGCGUAUGCACGCAGGAUCUGCGAAGGGGGUCGUGGUCACAGAUACAGGAGUAGCACACGCCAUAUACGUCCGGAAAAUUCUUGCCGAAGUCGACCACGUUAUUCAGGAUUCCAAGACCCAAGCUUGUCGGGACAGAGUCGUGGAUAUCACUGCUCCCGCAUCUUCGGAUGCGGUGACAGUUCUUAGUGCUGGAGCUUCUGGUACCACAAAAACUAGUGCGCCUGGGGAGUCGUUGCAGGAUUUCGUGAAAAAGGUUCAGAAUCUUGACGAAGGCCUGUCUUACAACAAUGCUGCGGACAGAGCCAAGGAACGAGCCAAGCCACCACUUGUUGCGAGUUACUGUCCAGGAUGGACGUGCUAUGCUGAGAAAGUGGCUCCGCCAGCCGUGGCGCCUCACCUUUCUUCAGUGCGUAAUCCACUUGUGAUUCAGGGCCACCUGGUGAAAACACGUCUAGCAACGACCUUCCGACAGCGUGCUUUUUUGACAUGGUACCGAACACACUUUCCCUCGCUGUCACUUGCACCCCAUCAGGAUACGGCUUCUACUAGUUUCAUCCAGCCAGGAACCGAGGACAUUAUGUCAGGAGAUGCGCAAUCAAUGUCAGUGUCGCACAUUCUUGUAGCGCCGUGUUUUGACCGAAAGAUCGAAACUAUGCGUCCCGAGUUCGGCAAAACGCUAGAUUUGGUUUUAGCAACGCGGGAGUUGGAGCAACUGCUGCACGAAACUCAGCUGCCACUAGCAUUUGUAGAAAAAUAUCGAGCUGCCACUGCCGCGGAUCCAGUGGCCGUUGCUUCAUUGUGGUGCGAGGAUUUCAAUAACGACGACGAGACUGUUGGUGACUCAGUCGUGUAUGCGCGAAAACUGCAAGACCUAGCUGACAUAGCAUCUUCGGACAGUCGCACAAGAAGACGUGCGGAGCAGCGAAUACAGGAGAACAGCCAUGGUGUAGGUGGAGACCGUUAUGUCGACUUUUUUUCAUGGGUUUCUUCGACCACGAAAUCGUACGUGGAGCAAGGUCGAGAAUCGCUGUUUGGCGAAACAGACAAGGCGCGUGCUGCAGCGCUCCGGAGGAGUGCGCGGGCAGCCGAAUGGGAGGAGAUGCAAGAGGAUGAGCGGCUCGCACGCGCUUUUUUUCGGGCGCUUCCGGCCGACAGCGACAUCUGCGACGCUCUUGGGAACCGAAUGCAUGCGGUGGAGCGUCAUCUGAACGUGGAUGAGGCCAUGGCGUAUUCCCGCGAUUCUGAGGAUUAUCUGCCGGUGCGCCUGGAUCGAAAUCUGGCCCAAGCCGCAGAUGGCACGCUCCUCCGUGCGUCGGGCUUCAAGAACAUCCAGAAUGUCGUAGCGAAGCUGGUGGCGCUGCAUAAGAGCGACGGCGCUAAGACGGAGGCCAUGAAACCAUCAGUAAACGCCGGCCAAAAGAGCGUUGGCACCUCCCGACAGACUUCUUUACCUAGCCAGAAAGCUAACAAAAGCUCUGCAACUUCCGCUUACGACUUCAUGGACGUCGCGGCGUGUCCUGGUGGUUGCCUCAACGGCGGCGGCCAGUUUCCGCUAGGAAAGAAUGGUUUGGAACAGAUGCAAGCUUUUUGGCGUGACCUUCCUCUUCGCGACGUAGGGAGCACAACCGCAGCCUCCAAUCUGGAUGAUCCAGGCUCUGUUCAUUAUCGAAGUUUGCGCACAGUAGACGAGGACGCGACUGCGGCAACGGAUAGGGGUAAAGCAGGGCCGACCCUCAAGUGGUAACAAACGGGUGGGGUUCGGUUGUUGUUGCAAGAUUUGAACUCUACCUUUGUACAUCAACUCAAAAAUGUUUCCUCAAUUUGCCUCCGAGUACCUGGAAGGCUUAUCACCUCGCCUAGCCGGGAGCGAUCCCUAGUGACCAUCGUAGAUAAAAAGAAU
This is a messenger RNA of Amoebophrya sp. A25, 3353 nucleotides long. NCBI's taxonomy places the organism in Eukaryota, Dinophyceae, Syndiniales, Amoebophryaceae. The record is from the annotation of a GenBank genome assembly.